Messenger RNA from Nelumbo nucifera (sacred lotus), 1240 nucleotides. RefSeq lists its product as uncharacterized. The record is from RefSeq and is a predicted model, not a curated record. Lineage: Eukaryota; Viridiplantae; Streptophyta; Magnoliopsida; Proteales; Nelumbonaceae.
CGCCCUUUAUUUUCACCGUUUCACGUACUUUUCUUUUGUCAAACAUACACCUGUGUUAUUCAAAAUUUUGCCUUCCUUUUUUGACCUCGACACCCUUAUAAAGGCAGCGCCAUCCAUCAACCCACCCAUCCAACAAAAAAACUCUCGUACUUAUCUUUAUCUUACAUCCACCAUCCCAGAAGAGAGAGCUAAAGAAACCUAGCUAAGAGAGUUAUCAGCCAGAAAUUGCUCAUUAGAGCUCUCCAGUAACCAAAAGCAAGGCUGUAUUGAGAGAAGUACAGAACUACAGACAAAUGGGUAACAGUUUAGGCGGAAGAAAAACGGCCAAGAUCAUGAAGAUUGACGGAGAAACGUUCAAGUUAAAGGCUCCGGUGCGAGUUGGGGAUGUAGUUAAGGACUACCCAGGUUUCGUUUUAAUGGAAUCUGAGGCAGUUAAGCACUUUGGUAUCCGAGCAAAGCCGUUGGAGCCACAACAGGAACUGAAGCCCAGGAAGCUCUAUUUCCUAAUUGAACUGCCGACGCUUCCUCAGCAGAAGGUGGCCAGAAGGGUGCGUUCUGGCAUACAGAUGAGCGCCAAGGACAGGCUGGAGAGUCUAAUGCUGUCCCGGAGGUCUACUUCCGACCUUACCAUCUUAAAAUCCACCAGCGUCAUCCCCGACGAGUCCGGACCAGAAUCGCCGUCCGGGGCUCUGCGGGUUAAGCUAAGGCUGCCUAAAUCACAGGUGGCCAAGCUGAUGGAAGAGAGCAGUGAUCCCAGCGAGGCAGCUGCGAAGAUCAUGGACCUUUGCCUCUCGAAGAACAACGGCAACGGCAACGUCGAUGGAGUUGCAGGCAGGAGCAAUGAGGGGUCGCUCUUGCAGCAACAAACGCAGUGGAAGCCUGGUCUAGGCAGUAUCACCGAGACGAGUUGCAAACCGCGUGAGAAACGAGUUGGGUUUUCGCCAAUUGUAGAAGGAGAAUGUGCCUAGCAAGCAAAAGCAAGGAGAAGCUAAUUACUAAUGAACCCUUCAUUAACUACUGUAAUGUCCUAGUGGAUCGGAGCUACAACAGUUGAAGGGAGGGUGUAUUUAGGAUAUCUCUCUUUCUCUCAUUCCAACCCCAACUUCUUUCUAUGUCCUCUCUCCUCUCUGCGUAUAUGACGGUUCAUAUGUAUAGUUCACUGUAUGCGCAAGUGAACAGUGUUUUUUCAGCUGUUUGAAGAAAUUGCAAAGGAAAGAAGAGUAAAAUCUUAAUUACUAUA